UUAAAACAAGAUUUCACAACAGAAUUUUUAUUUUUUGAGGAUAAACAAGAAAAUGGACUUGAAGAAAAUCUACAAUUGUCUAGGGACAACGGAAAUAAAAUUGUUUAUUAUAAUCCAACAUUUUCUCAAAGUUCUGAAAGUAAUAUGCAUAACAAUGUUCAUUCUAAAGAUAAGCCAUAUAAGUGUGAGGUCUGUCUUAAAAGGUUUUCUCAAAGUUCUAACUUAAAUAAACAUAAAAAAAUUCAUACAGGAGAAAAGCCAUAUAAUUGUGAUGUUUGUCAUAAAAGGUUUUCUCAUAGUUCUGGUUUAAGUUAUCACAAAUAUGUUCAUUCUGAAGUUAAGCCGUAUGAAUGUGAUGUUUGUCAUAAAAGGUUUUCAAAUAGUUCUAACUUAAAUCAACAUAUUAUGAUUCAUUUAGGAAAAAGGCCACAUAAAUGUGAUGUUUGUCAUAAAAGAUUUUCUACAAAUUCUUAUUUAAAAAAACAUAAAAAAGUGCAUUCAGGAGAUAAGCCACAUGAAUGUGAUGUUUGUCUGAAAAGAUUUUCAUAUAGUUAUCAUUUAAGAGAACAUAAAAAACUUCAUUCUGGAGAUAAGCCAUAUGAAUGUGAUGUUUGUCAUAAAAAGUUUAGUCAGAAGAUAAAUUUAUCAUAUCACAAAAAUGUUCAUUCUGGAGAUAAGCCAUAUGAAUGUGAUGUUUGUCAUAAGAAGUUUUCUCAAAGGUCUAACUUUAGUACACAUAAAAAGAAGCAUUCAGGAGAUAAGCCACAUGAAUGUGAUGUUUGUCUGAAAAGAUUUUCAUAUAGUUAUCAUUUAAGAGAACAUAAAAAAGUUCAUUCUGGAGAUAAGCCAUAUGAAUGUGAUGUUUGUCAUAAAAGGUUUUCAAAUAGUUCUAACUUAAAUCAACAUAUUAUGAUUCAUUUAGGAAAAAGGCCAUAUGAAUGUGAUGUUUGUCAUAAGAAGUUUUCUCAAAGGUCUAACUUAAGUACACAUAAAAAGAAGCAUUCAGGAGAAAGACCACAUGAAUGUGGUGUUUGUCAUAAAAUCUUUGUGGAGAAGAAAGAUCUAUUACGACAUAAAAUUAUUCAUUCUGCAGAUAAACCAUAUGAAUGUGAUGUUUGUCUGAAAAGAUUUUCAUUUAGUUAUCAUUUAAGAGAACAUAAAAAAGUUCAUUCAGGAGAUAAACCACAUGAAUGUGAUGUUUGUCAUAAAAGGUUUUCUAGAAAUUCUAAUUUAAAAAAGCAUAAAAAGGUUCAUUCAGGAGAAAGGCCACAUGAAUGUGAUGUUUGUCAUAAAAGGUUUUCUCAUAGUUCUAAUUUAAGUAGACAUAAAAAGAUUCAUUCAGGAGAAAAGGUGUAUAAUUGUGAUAUUUGACAUAAAAGGUUUACUCGAAAAUCUAACUUAGGUAAACAUAAAAAGAUUCAUUCAGGAGAACAGGUGUAUAAUUGUGAUGUUUGACCUAAAAUCUUUGCAAAUAAGAAUAAUCUAUUACAGCAUUAAAAAGUUCAUUCAUUAAAAAGGUCACAUGAAUGUGAUGUUUGUCAUAAAAAAUUUGUGGAUAUGAAGGAUCUCUUACGACAUAAAAUUGUUCAUUCUGGAGAUAAGCCAUAUGAAUGUGAUGUUUGUCUGAAAAGAUUUUCAAAUAGUUCUCAUUUAAGAACACAUAAAAAGGUUCAUUCAGGAGAUUAACCUCAUGAAUGUAAUGUUUAAUAUAAUGUUUUCUCAAUAUUCUAAUUUAAGAACACAAAAAAAGAUUCAUUCAGAUCAGGGGUCUCCAAACUACGGCCCACGGGCCAGAUGCGGCCCGCGAGGUCCUUUCAUCCGGCCCACGGAGAUCUUUUUGUUUACGGAAAUCUUUAUGAUUGUCUGCUAACAGGAUUAUAGUCAUACGCUCCUAAUUAUGAAGCUCUGGCCAAUUAACUGUGAUGCCAAAGAUCACAUUGACUUUAUUAUAUUUUUUAAUUAAAUGUUUUCUUUGUAUUUAUGUAUUGUGUUUACAAAACGUACAGAAAGUAGGUGAGUCGAAAUCUAUAUCAUGAUUUUAUUAAGUUCAUGUUUGAAAAUAAGAUUAGCAUAAAUAUGUCAAACCGAAAAAUGAUUCAAUUUUAUAUUCCACUUUUUUCAACAAUGGGAACUUUUCUCACUUCGGACUUUCUGCCUGUGAAGGCACUAGCCGUUCCAGGUUAGCGUAAAUAGUGCAGUCUGGCUCGCCGCUAGACAAGUUUUGUAAACACAUUUCUCUGUGUGUAUGCAAUUUGAAAAAAAUGCCAAAUAAUUUUAUUAUUUUGAAACAUUUUUGUUUAUUAUUUAUGAAUACAUUAUGACUAUAAGAAAAUAAUAAAUUAUUGGAAAAUGACAAGUUAUGGAAGGAGUUUGUCGAUUUAAAAUAGGUGGUGCCCGCCACCCUACCGAUAUUUUAGAAUGUGCUCUAGAGUAAAGAAAGGUUGGGAACCCCUGAUGUAGGAUGUACAAUUUAAAGAUUAACCACACAUUUCAAUGCCAUAAAUGACAUUAAUUUUUUUUUUACAGCAUAAAAAUUAUAAAUAUGAAGAAAAGGAAGACUAGAGCUGCCAUUUUUACAUUUUGGUAUCUUAGUUUCAACAUAAUGUAAUUUUUGGCUAGUUAUUAUUUAAUUUUGUAUUCCUUACUAUUAAAAAAAAUAGCCUUGUAAUGUAAAUUCUAAUGUAGUGAAUCU
Physella acuta is the source of this 2692-nucleotide messenger RNA. Its product is annotated as zinc finger protein 271-like. The record is from RefSeq and is a predicted model, not a curated record. Lineage: Eukaryota; Metazoa; Mollusca; Gastropoda; Physidae. Gene Ontology annotation, biological process: regulation of transcription by RNA polymerase II. Gene Ontology annotation, cellular component: nucleoplasm. Gene Ontology annotation, molecular function: RNA polymerase II cis-regulatory region sequence-specific DNA binding; DNA-binding transcription repressor activity, RNA polymerase II-specific.